This is a messenger RNA of Anolis sagrei ordinatus, 341 nucleotides long. RefSeq names its product protein S100-A5-like. The record is from RefSeq and is a predicted model, not a curated record. Gene Ontology annotation, molecular function: calcium-dependent protein binding; calcium ion binding. Gene Ontology annotation, cellular component: nucleus. Lineage: Eukaryota; Metazoa; Chordata; Lepidosauria; Squamata; Anolidae.
UGCUUUCCUGCUUUGCCCUUUCCAUUUGCAUCCCCCAGAUCAUCCGGACCCUCCAUGGAGAGCCCCUUGGAGAAGGCCUUGGCCAGCCUGGUCCUCACUUUCCACCGGUAUUCAGGCCAGGAAGGCAACCCCUUGACCCUCAGCAGGAAGGAGCUGAAGGAACUGGUCCAGAAGGAGCUGCAACUGGGAGAGCGCAUGAAGGAGAGCGGCAUCGACGUCCUGAUGCGCAGCCUGGACCAGAACAAGGACGAGGAGGUCGACUUCAAGGAGUUCACGGCCUUCCUCUCGGCCCUUUGCAUGGCUUACAACGACUUCUUCAAGCAGGGCGGCCAAUAAAGGGG